This is a messenger RNA of Apodemus sylvaticus (European woodmouse), 989 nucleotides long. It is a transcript of the gene Ing2, whose product is annotated as inhibitor of growth family member 2. Gene Ontology annotation, biological process: positive regulation of DNA-templated transcription. The coding region runs from base 10 to 846 and encodes 278 amino acids. The record is from RefSeq and is a predicted model, not a curated record. The transcript has 2 exons. Gene Ontology annotation, cellular component: nucleus. NCBI's taxonomy places the organism in Eukaryota, Metazoa, Chordata, Mammalia, Rodentia, Muridae.
GGCGGCAGGAUGUUAGGGCAACAGCAGCAGCUGUACUCGUCGGCCGCGCUCCUGACCGGAGAGCGGAGCCGGCUGCUCACCUGCUACGUGCAGGACUACCUGGAGUGUGUGGAGUCGUUGCCCCACGACAUGCAGAGGAACGUGUCGGUGCUGCGGGAGCUGGACAACAAAUACCAAGAAACCUUAAAGGAAAUUGAUGAUGUCUAUGAAAAAUAUAAGAAAGAAGAUGAUUCCAACCAGAAAAAACGCCUACAGCAGCAUCUCCAGAGAGCAUUAAUCAAUAGCCAAGAAUUGGGAGAUGAAAAAAUUCAGAUUGUCACACAGAUGCUCGAAUUGGUGGAAAACCGAGCGAGACAAAUGGAGCUGCAUUCCCAGUGUUUCCAAGAUCCUGCUGAAAGUGAGCGGGCCUCAGACAAGUCGAAGAUGGAUUCCAGUCAACCUGAAAGAUCUAGAAGACCUCGAAGACAGCGGACCAGUGAGAGCCGUGACUUAUGUCACAUGACGAACGGGAUUGAUGACUGCGAUGAUCAGCCGCCAAAAGAAAAGAAAUCCAAGUCGGCUAAGAAGAAGAAGCGCUCCAAGGGCAAGCAGGAGAGGGAGGCGUCGCCUGUUGAAUUUGCCAUAGAUCCCAACGAGCCCACGUACUGCUUAUGUAACCAAGUGUCCUACGGGGAGAUGAUAGGCUGCGACAAUGAACAGUGUCCCAUUGAGUGGUUUCACUUUUCAUGCGUUUCCCUCACCUAUAAACCAAAGGGGAAAUGGUAUUGCCCAAAGUGCAGGGGAGACAAUGAGAAAACCAUGGACAAAAGUACCGAAAAGACGAAAAAGGAGAGACGGGCGAGGUAGUGAAGGCCACCGUGUUUUAAAGGGUUCUUUGUCUUUUAUAGAACUGGUUUACUUUCAGAAAAUGUUUUAGGGUAAAUGCAUAAGACUAUGCAAUAAUUUUUAAUCAUUAGUAUUGAUGGUGUAUUAAAAGUUGUUGUACUUUG